Messenger RNA from Rotaria sp. Silwood1, 1098 nucleotides. The record is from the annotation of a GenBank genome assembly. Lineage: Eukaryota; Metazoa; Rotifera; Eurotatoria; Philodinida; Philodinidae.
AUGGCGUCAGAUAAUUAUUAUUUUGGUUUUGAUUAUAAUUCAAGUCAAGAUAAUGUAGAAAUUGAAUAUCAAAUUGAUUUAUUUGAACUUCGUCAAUUUUCAAAAGCCAAAAAACAGAACAAACAAAAAAUGAGAAUACCUUCAUAUCCAAUCUCAAGAAAAACUCUCAAAUCUCAACAUCCAUUAAUAAAAAUUUAUGGUAUCGAUGACAAAAAAACAUUAAAAGUUGAACAAAAAAUAUUUCGUUAUACUCGUUAUCUACCAAAAAAAGAUAAAAACGAAAUAAAUUUUUUCGAAUGUGAUAAACAAUUUCGAACGAAAUCAGAUUGUGCUCAACCCAAUUUAUCACUUCAAACUGUACGUCCACAUGAUUUCAAUACAUUUCGUCGUCAUUUCUAUGGCGUAAAUCAUCAACAAAUUAAAUCUUCUUUUAAACAUCAAUCCAAUAUUGAAAUUAUUAAUAUUCGUCUUGCACCAAUCGAUAAAUCUGUUCAAAAUGAUUUUAUGAAACGAUUUAAUGAAAAUAUUUCGUAUUAUCCACAUUUAGUUUAUCAUGGAACAAAAUUAACUAAUAUCGAAAGUAUUCUUCAUUAUGGUUUUUUAAUACCAAAUCAACCACAUCCAACUAAUAGUAAAGCACCUAUCAUUGCUACACAAAAUGGUAGUGCAUAUGGUUCAGGAAUUUAUUGUAGUGAAACUGCUGAUUAUUCUUUAUCAUAUAGCAAUACUACCAAUACAAUUUUAGUAUGUGCAGCUUUACCGAAACGUAAUGAAACUGGUUUAGUUGAACGUUCUCAUGGAAACAUAUUAGUUUUAUCACAUGUGUCAGAAAUUAUACCGUUAUUUCUAAUUGAUUUUCGAUAUUUGAGUGGAUCAGGUAAGUUUGAUGUUCAUUAUUCGGUGUUUAAUGUAGCUAAUCCACAAACAAUGGAAUUUCUUGAAAAUGUAUUAGAAGAAGUUAUUGAUUUGUUUUCAACAUCAGAUGUUAUUCAUAUUGGUGGUGAUGAAGUCAAAUAUGAUCAAUGGAAAUCAUCAACAGAAAUCACAACAUUUAUUAACGAACAUAAUUUACAAUCACCAGCCGAUUUACAAAUAUAG